UACAGUAAACUUCCCUUUAGAUUGCUGGUUCAAGACUACAAAGUUGAUCUCACGUAUACCCCAAUGAUUCUGGCACACGAAUUCAUUCGUCACCCUGUUGCACGCUCCUCAGAUUUCAGUACACAUCAAAACGAGGGCCCGGUCAUUGCUCAGUUUGCCUCCAACGAUCCAGUCGAGUUUGGGCGAGCCGCAGAGAUGAUCGGUCCGUGGGUCAAUGGUGUUGACUUGAAUUGCGGUUGUCCGCAGUCAUGGGCAAUGAAGGAAGGAAUUGGGUGCAGCAUGAUGGGAAAUCCAGAAAAGGUCGCCGCCAUGAUCAAAGAGGCAAAGCAAAGGAUUGGGGCUGGCAAAACUGUAUCAUGCAAGAUACGUAUCCAUCCCGAUUUGAGCGAGACCGUCAGGUUCAUCAAGAUCGUGGAAGCGGCAGGUGUAGAUUAUAUCACCAUCCAUGGUCGCUUACGCAACCAACGAUCAUCAACGCCGCCUAACUUUGAGGCAAUCAAAAUGCUCAGGACUCAAACCACAUUACCGGUACUGGCGAACGGCGACGUAUACACACUGGAAGACGCUCUUCGGAUAACCAAGGAGACAGGUGUAGACGGUGUCAUGGCAGCUCGAGGUCUUCUGGAGAAUCCUACCUUGUUUGCCGGCUACGACAAGACGCCCAUCGAGGCUGUGUCUCAAUUCAUACACUAUGCUGUACAAGGUGGCAUGAGACAUGAGCUCGUGGUGCAUCAUCUUACUGAGAUGAUGGGUUCAUCAACUACAAAGAGGGAAAGGGGCGGUCUGGCAGUCUGUAAUGAUAUGGUAGAUGUGAUAGAUUGGCUGGAUAAUAGGUGCAAACUGGAGAGGCCUAUGGUAUAG
Aureobasidium subglaciale EXF-2481 is the source of this 861-nucleotide messenger RNA. RefSeq lists its product as uncharacterized. The transcript has 3 exons. Lineage: Eukaryota; Fungi; Ascomycota; Dothideomycetes; Dothideales; Saccotheciaceae. The record is from RefSeq and is a predicted model, not a curated record. Gene Ontology annotation, biological process: tRNA processing. Gene Ontology annotation, molecular function: flavin adenine dinucleotide binding; tRNA dihydrouridine synthase activity. The annotation marks the transcript as partial.